Messenger RNA from Fusarium oxysporum Fo47, 1487 nucleotides. RefSeq names its product major facilitator superfamily domain-containing protein. Lineage: Eukaryota; Fungi; Ascomycota; Sordariomycetes; Hypocreales; Nectriaceae. Gene Ontology annotation, molecular function: transmembrane transporter activity. The transcript is spliced from 3 exons. The coding region runs from base 138 to 1487 and encodes 449 amino acids. Gene Ontology annotation, cellular component: fungal-type vacuole membrane. The record is from RefSeq and is a predicted model, not a curated record. Gene Ontology annotation, biological process: transmembrane transport.
AAUGCCACUGUCAAAGCAAGGGCGCAUUCUGAGCUUAUAUCCGUUCAAAAGCCAACCCUUCAUCCUCAAUCCUCCCGACUAACCGCAAUUGUUCAUUCUAAUCUUGACUACUUACUAUCGAACAAUUGAUUGUGAAGAUGUCGUCUUCCUCGGAGACAGCUUAUGCCAUGGAGUCGUUGCAUGAACAGCGGUGCGGGACUGAUAGUCCGCCUGACACUGAACGCCAAGAAGAUGUUUCUCAGUCACCGACAGAUUCACUUCCACCUACAGACCGCGGCAAGGACGCAUAUCUAGCUUUGAUGUGCUGCUACUCCGUCUCCUUUGGCAUCUUCCAAGAAUACUACAGCCGUCCAGGAAGCCCCAUCAGCACAGCAUCGUCCGGAACAAUCGCCACCAUCGGAGCCCUACAACAAGGUGUAAUGUAUCUCAUGAUGCCGUUUGCCUUCCUCAUCCUCACGCGGUAUCCGCGGCUGCGUCACCUUUGCGGGCCGCUUGGUCUUGCAGUGACGGUCGCUAGUCUCACUGCGUCAGCGUUUGUGAACACUAUUGCGGGGCUUAUUGCUACACAGGGGGCGCUGUACUCUAUUGGCUGUGGACUGCUGUUUUGUCCGAUUUCGCAUUAUAUGAAUGAGUGGUUUGUUGAGAGGAAGGGAAUGGCGCUGGGGGUUAUGUGGGCUGGCAAGUCGGGGACAGGUAUUGCCAUGCCGUUUGUCUUUGAUGCUCUUCUUCGCCGAAUCGGUCUCAAGGCAACUCUCUUAGCCUGGGCUGGUGCAUCAGCUGCAAUGACACUCCCAACUCUGGUCUUCAUCAAACCAAGAAUCCCACUACACACUCAGGUUCAGGUUCAACCGCUAUCUUUCCGCUUCCUCCGCCAUACAUCUUUUUGGAUGAUGCAAGCCGGUGUGAUCAUACAAUCACUUGGAUAUCUCAUGCCGAGCACGUACCUAGCCAGCUAUGCAUCAACGAUCGGUCUACCAAGUAUCACCGGUCCUAUCCUUCUUGCUUUGUUCUCUGUAGCAUCCGUCCCCGGUGGUAUCGUGCACGGCAUGCUCGGGGACAAAUUCUCAGCAACAAAAUCCGUAACAAUCGCAUCAAUAGGAAGUGCCCUGCCAAUCUGGCUUCUUUGGGGUUUAUCGCUCGACCUUGCAAACCUGGUAGUGUUUGUCAUUGUCUACGGCUUCUUCGCCGGCGGCUUUAGCUCAACAUGGUCCAACAUGUCAACCGACAUCCAAAAAGACGACUCCGCCGCAGAUUCAGCUCUCAUUUUCGGCAUGCUCAUGGGCGGACGAGGUAUCGGCUUUGUCACCGCUGGGCCACUAAGCGGCGCAUUGUUACAAGCAAAAGCACAUCUGUCCAACCAGGCACUAGGCUACGCGACGCAAUACGGACCCAUGAUCAUCUGUACAGGUGUCACUGCUGUGUUUGGUGCUUGGGCGCCUAUAUGGAAGGGCAUGCGAGUUGCCCUAGGAACAUGCAAAAGUCGCUGA